Lycium barbarum (goji berry) is the source of this 372-nucleotide messenger RNA. RefSeq lists its product as uncharacterized. The transcript has a single exon. The record is from RefSeq and is a predicted model, not a curated record. The coding region runs from base 1 to 372 and encodes 123 amino acids. Lineage: Eukaryota; Viridiplantae; Streptophyta; Magnoliopsida; Solanales; Solanaceae.
AUGAGAGACAACUGUGAGUGGAGGUGCAGGGAUGGCAAGAGAGGAAAGGGGGUGUGUCAGACGCGUGCAAAAGGAGUAUGGGAGAGAGGAGAGUGGAGAGAACGUGGGUGGUCAGAAAGGAAACGUGGAGGAGUGGAUGAAGUCAGAGCAGGUGGGGGAAAAGAGGAGAAGAGGAGAGGAGAAGAGGAGUGCGACGGAAGUGGGGGGGGGGGGGGUGGCGAUGAGAGGAAGGCGAGGGAGGCGAAGCGACAGUGGAAGGGAAAGGUGGAAGUGCGGCGGCGAUGGGAGAACGAAGGAGUUAGGGUGAGAGAGAGAGAGAGAGAGAGGACGAAGGAGGCGGGUGAGAAGGAGAAAGAGGAGAAGAGGGAUUAG